AUGACAGAACAAAUGAAAUAUAUUGUGAAAGAACUAAACGCGACCAUUGGGAGAAACUACGAUUUAAUAAAAUUCGACGCUUUGAAUGAGAAACAGCUUUUACAAUUACUAGUGGAUUUACUGGUGAAUUUCAACGCUGGAGAAAAGUUGGAUGUAAACGAAGAUGAGUCUGAGACGGUGUCAUUGAGUUUGUUAGAGAUGUUGGGUAGCGUUAAGUACCGACCACCGGCAGGCGUCGAGCCUACACGCUUCAGGGCGCAAUUGCUUGCUGGAGAUGCGAGGACGAUACAUCACGUAUUACAUUGGCUCCUCACUAAUAAGGAACAAGUGAAGAACACCGCCUAUCUAGCCAAGUAUUUGAAAUUACCCGACAUACCACCAGAUGUAAUCCGAAACAAUACCAUACAGGAUCUUUUGGAUCUUUAUCAAAAUUUGAUCGAUGAAUUUAAGGAGGUUCACAAACGAACUAGGAUAUUGCAAAAAGAGAAUGCGUCAGAAAUAAUUAACGACAUCAAGGAAAUGGCGGUCGAGAGAGACAUUGUAAUAAAGAGAUUAGAAAACGUGCAAGUUAAUUUAGUGGAUGUAAGUGACAAAGAAAACCUAUUAAAUGUAAGCCGAGCUUUAAGAGUGCACCAAGAAAAGGCAAAGGAGUUGGAAAAUCAGUACGAUGCUCAACAGUCCCAAUUGAAAAUUGCAUCUGACCAACUAAAAAGAUAUUUGAAUGUCAUCCAUGGACAAAGUGCGUCUCCUCAGACAGUCAAUGAUGUAAUGAAGCGCUUACAAGAAGAAAUACAGUUGAACGGCUAUCUCGUAAAGGAGAAGCUUCCACAAGAGAGCACUCAUCUUCAGAGAGAGUUAAGCAUUAUGCAGGGCAUCGCUACUGAACAACACACUACACGAUCUGAUCUAGUCGCUGUUCAAGAUAAGAUUGCUGUAGUAAACAGUGAGAUGGAGCAGCUAGUACAGCGCAAGCUAGCUAUGGCAGGACCGCAAGAAGACAAGCUAGCCCCUUUCCGCCAACAAGCCACGGUGAUUCGCCGCAACAAGGAGGCCAGUGCUACUCGGGCACAUGAGCUAGCUGCCACUUUGAAAGAACACGAGGCUACGUUAGCAGAUUUACAGUCUCAGGUCAAACAACUCCUCGGCGACACUGUCCUCAGGGGAGAGGAAUUAAAGAAGUACGUCAAUUCCUUGCGCACAAAGAGCACUGUGUACAAAAGGCAGAGAGCCAAUCUCUCAACUUUUAAAGUCGAGGCGGGUAUAUUAGCAAGAACUAUACACAUUAUUAGUACAUCUGAUCCAACUGUCGAAAUGGCUUUGGUGAAUCACAAAAAACUGAAAAUUGAAGAUGAAGAAAGUAUAGAGAAACAAGACAAACCUGGAGAUUUAGCUAAAAAGUCUCUUCAUGACUUAUCUCAGUUACUUGCUCAGACAGCUCAAAAGUUAUCACAAGUCCGACAGGAAAUUCAGCCACUCGCCGAUCGCAUUAAGCCUGUAAAGGAGGAAUUUCAAACCAUUCAACAACAAUAUGAACAGAAAAAAAGGGUUUACGAAGCAACAUCAAUCAACAUAACAUCCCAAAUGGAGCCUCUCAAGAAUCAAGUAAAGGAAUUCACUGACCUUUUGAAUAGUAAGGAGGAUGAAUGGAAGAAUUUACGACAAAAAAUCACAAAGGCUGAAACAUUGCAAGAAGUGGUGAUGUUUGAAAUGAAAAAUUCAAUGCAGUCACCUAGGAAACCCUCGAAAAUGGAAGCUUUAAAACAAAAAGUGUCUGACAUGGAGCAAAUUGUUAAGCGUUUGGAAGAGGAACAACAAGCGAUAAGUUCUCGCCAGGGAGCCGUGGAGGAGCAAACACGGUUGUGGGAGAAUACUUUACAAUUACUUAAAUGCAAGAUGCGCGCUCGUAACGAACCUACUACCCGUCAAGGACGCAUGCACAUCACGCAACACUCUCAAAUGCUAACCCUCACUUAA
This is a messenger RNA of Arctia plantaginis, 1974 nucleotides long. The record is from the annotation of a GenBank genome assembly. NCBI's taxonomy places the organism in Eukaryota, Metazoa, Arthropoda, Insecta, Lepidoptera, Erebidae.